AUGAAAGAUACCACUAAAUGUUAGAAUGUCAAAAUUUUUAGAGAUUAAUUUGAAGAUUUAUAAUCAUUCCUAUGUAUUGAGAAUUGUAUCAAACUUAAAUCUAUUAUUUUUAAAAAUUCUCUAUUUAAUUUAGAUGAAUGUACCAAUAUAUUAAAGGAAAUUUUUAAUGAAGUGUAUAUCAAAUUUAAAGAGGGUUCGUCAGAAAAAUAAAGGAAUUUUUAGUUUUUAGUAACUCUUGGUGGAAAAGAUUAUGGGAAUCAAUUUUUGAUGUUAUUUCAUUGCUUUAAAAAUAAGGAUAUCCAAAACUAAAUUAUUAAUAUUGUAAUCAGAAUUUAAUUUUUCAAGAAAAAUAGAAAUUUAGAUAUGUUUAAAUAAUGUUGUAAUGACCUUUUUAUGUUAGAUGAGGGAAUUUAUGAUAAAUGUUAUGAAUAAUUUAAUGAUAUUACUGAAUUUUAAAUUACACCUUAAUUCUUUCAACAUAAGAAAAUACAUGGAAGCUAUCCUACUAAAAUCAAUAUAUCAAUUGAAUAAUUUAUUCUAUCUAGAACUGAAUAGAAAAAAAACAAUUAAAUAAUAAAAUGGGUAUCUAAUUUAAAUAACUGUGAAUAUUUUUUGUCUCUUCUUCCUUUUUUAUUUGAUAUUAUUAAAAGAGGAGAAUCAAUUGAGCCUUUGCUUGAUUAAGUCAAUAAAAAUACAGGUAUCGAAAACAUAGAAUUUAUGAAUUUCAAAGUUAUCUUUUAAAUUUUAUAUAAUAAUUCCGAUAAAUAGCUGCAAAUCCUACUAUUAAAAAACUUAUCCUAUAAUUAUCCUAUUCCCUUUGUUUAUUAAAAUCCCAAUUUAGAUAAUAUCCAAGUGGAAGCAGAUUUAUAUUUGAUUAAUCCUAAUAUUUAUUUCUUAUUAUAAAAACAAUACAGCAUUAUUAACGUUUCUUUCAGUAAAUUGUAAACUUAAAUUGGUAAGACUUAAUUAAUUAAUAGCGUAUUUUAUCGAAAAGAUAAAUUUAAUAUUUAAGAUACUAAUAAUUUAAAUAGAAAUACUAUCGAUCUGAUGCUGGAUAAGGAAUUCAAUGGAUCUAGAAAUUUACUAAUUGCUGACGCUCAUGGGUAUAUUCCAUAAAGCUUGUUGUUGAAAAUUUUGCCAUUAUUUAGUUUUUGGAUAAUAUAGAUGGACACUGAGGAAGAAUUAAAAGAGAAUCUUGAAUAAAUUAAAAACUUAAAUAAAAAAUUCAAAAUAAUAAAUCAUAAGAUUCUAUUUAUUGUUAGAAACUCAAAAAGUAAAUAAAUUGACUAAUCUCUCCAAGAAGAAUUAAACAAAAAUUAUAUCUAACUCUACUAAAUUCAAAAUUUAUCUUCAAAAGGUAUAAACAAUUAGUUGAUUUAUUAACAAAUUAAGCUUUUGCAGGAAUAAAUUUUUAAUUAGAUUGCGAAUCAUGAGGAAUUCAAGCCAUUUAAUUAAGAAAAUUUUAUUUAGAUCUUAAGAACUGAGGACCAAGAAGAAUUAUAAAAGUUAAAUAUUUUAUUAUAAGAAAUCAAAGAUGAAGCAGAAAUAUAUUUUAAUGAUACAAAAGGAUUUUACAACUCAAAAGCAUUUCCUUUAAGAUAUUUUGAUAAAAUUAUAAAAGAAUUGCAGGAAGAGGAAUCACAACUUUUUGAAGUCUCACAAUUUUGUUUAACAUAGGAAAUACAUCAACUUUAGUAAAAAAUUCAAAAUUAUUAAAAUUUUUUAAAAUAACAAAAUCCAAGUAAGCUAUUAAAAUUAUUUAAAUAAUUAAUUUGUUUUGAAAAUUAUAGUUCAUACAUUACUUUAAUCUAAGUUAUCUCUGAUUUGACUAGAGAAUCUACUUAAAAAUUAUAGAUAAUAAAUUCUGAUUUAUUAGAUAAACUUCAAGUUUAAAAAUUAGAAAAUAGAGAAGAUAAAGAAGGGCUAAAAAAAUUAAAAUAAUAUUUUGAAGAAUGUGAAAAAGAACUUUAAUCUAAAAGUCUUAAUAUUGAUAUAUUUUGGAGAGAACAUAUCAAGCAUUGUUUUUAAAUAAAUUAAUGCCAAGAAGUCGCAGAUUAAAUAGUAAAAUUAUUAAUGAAAGGUGAAGCAUUUGAACUUUUAGAUGGAGAAUAAUUAAUAAUGAAUAUUGGUUUUUUUGAACUUAUAGUAAAAUGUUUUGAAAAAAUAAGUAAAAAUAAUAAAAUUCUUGUUAUUGGAAUUUUGGGACCUUAAAGCUCAGGCAAAUCUACGAUCUUAAACAAGAUUUUUGGAUGCCAUUUUUUCUCGAGCGUAGGAAAAUCAACUAAAGGGAUAUACUUUCAAAUGAUAUAAGUUCAGAAAAAUUCAAUAUUUGAAAAUUAGUUUGAUUUUAUUUUAAUAUUAGAUACAGAAGGAUUAUAGAGUCCAAAUUAAAAAGAUCCACUAUUCGAUAAAAGGAUUUCCCUAUUUAUAUUUGCUAUCUGUGAUAUUAUUUUAAUUAAUGUGAAGGGUGAGAUUAAUUCUUAAUUUAAAAAUCUUGUUGAAAUAUGUAUUUAUUCUUUGGCUUAAAUUUAAAAUGCAUUAUCAAAUACAAAAUAAAUUAGUUGGUGUUUUAACCAAAAUAUUGAUACUUCAAAUAAAUCGCCAUUUAUUGAACAAUUAACUUAAUUAACAAAAUAAUUAUUCGAUGAUAACGGGUAAUUUGGAAAAAAUAAAGAUAAAUAAUAGGAUAUCUUAGAAUUAAUAGAAAUUAAAAAGGAAAAUAUCCAAAUUUUAAGUACUACAACAACAAUGGAAACCUGGAAUAUCGAAGGAUUACAAUAAUUUUGGACAUAACUUAUUCCAAAUGAAUCAUAUUCUAAAGAUGCUUACAAAUAUGGUAUAUAAUUGAUACACAAUUAUUUUGAAAAGUGCCAAAAAAAAUAGUAAAGUUUUUGUGGAUAACUACUAGAAAAUUUUUUUUUAAAUUCAUAUAAAAUGUGGGAAACUAUUUCAAAAUUACCAGAUCUAUUGGAAUUUUCAGAAUUGAUUUCAUUAUAAUAAAACUAACUAAUUUCAAAAUUUUAUUAUCAACUUUGGAAUGAAAAUAAAUUAACAUUCAAAUCUUAAAUAUCAACCCUAAUAAAACAGAAAAUCGAAUAGCUUAAUUUUGAUUUAAAUUUCAAGCAUUUAUAAGAAAUUUAAUAGGAAUUAGAAUUAAAGUUAUCGAUAGAAUGCAAAAUAAUAAAUAAAAAGAUUGAAGAAAAGCUAAAUUAAUUCAAAGAGGAAAAAAACAUUUAAAAAAACAUAUAUUAAAAAUUUAUAAUUAAAUUAUAAAAUGAAAUUCAUAACCUUUAAACAGAAUGUAAUUUUUUUAUAAAUGAGUAAAUUAAAAAUUAAGAAAUCGAAUAUUAAAUACGUCGAGGUUUUGGUGAAAUUAAUAAGUACAUCAAUUAAUUAAGUCCAGAAAUUAGAACCUAAUUACAAAAUGAUGAAACAUUAUUGUAAAAUUAAUUCAAUAUCAUUUGGGAAAAAAUAAAAAUUUAAUAAUUAUAGUAAAGAAAAGUCAAAUUUGAUGAAAUUUAAACUGCAUCUCUUAAAUAAAUCAAAAGCUAUUUUUAGGAAUAUUAGUUAACUUUUCACAAAGAUAGUAACUUUUAAAGUUUUUUUCAUGAAAAAAUAAAUAAAAUUGAUCAGAAAGAAGAAGAAAAAGACAAAAUUUUUUUGUAAUACUAAGAAAUACUAAUGCAAAAUUAAUUUACAAAAUUGCCAAAAGAGGACUUCUAUCAUAUAAAUUUUGAAAUACUGGGCUUUGAUUAAAAAAUUGAAAAGUCUUAAGGCUCGUUCUUAUCUUUAGAUAAACUAUUUUAAGUAAAUUAUAAUAUAAAUUAUGUACUUAAUAGAGAACUAAAACAAUAUUUUUAAAAUUAUUUUUAAGAAGAUCUUUAAAAAGCUAAAAAGCUUGAAAAGAUUUAGGAUUUAUUGCAAAUCCUUGACUUAUUUUAAGUGGGGUAUGAUUAAAUUAGCAAAAAUAAAAUCCUUUAAUUAUUUAACAAAGACUAAAAAGAAUAUUAAAAUUCUUGUUCCUAAUUUACAUAAACAUUUAAGUUUAAUGAUUUAGAUCGAUAACGUAAAUUUUAAAAAUUGGAUCUAAAUUUAUUAGAAAAAUUGAAAAAAUCAAAAUUAAAAUUUUAUUAAAGAAAAAUCUAGGAUACAGAAAUAAAUGAUUUCAGAAAAGAAAAUAUAAUUAUAUCGUAAGCAUGUGAUAAUGUAGUAAGUAAAGAAUUUAGCAGCAAAUAUUGCGUUUAUAUUAGCAAUCCUCAAAAAUACCGUUUUGCUGAGUCUUUUCAAGUAGAGUUUAAUUAAAUGGUUAAUAAAAAUCGAAUAUGGAAUAAAAUUUAUUCUGAGAUAUAUGAUAAAAUAAAAACCUCAAUAUUGGAAUUAGCAGAGAAUACAGAAAUUAUCUCAAAAGACAUAAUUCAAGGAGUGAUGCAAUAAAUAUGCGAUUUUAGUGAAAAUCGUUACAAACCGUAAUUUUCUUUAUAUGGCCUUUAAUUAUCUGAUAUGGGAUAAAGAUGCAUCUAUUAUUACAGUUUGCACAUAAUUUGGAGAUUUUAUUGUUUAAAGAUUUGGAAAAAGUUUGAAGAAAAUUAAAAGUUAGUUGAGAAUAGCAAGAAUGAUUAAUGGGAAUCUUUCAAACUUGAGAUACAUUAGCAUAAAUUUAAAUUAAGCAUGUAAAAAGGUAAAUUGCUUGCUAAUUAUUUGAUUGAAAAGUCUCAAUAGAUUUUUUAUUUAGAUAAGAGAAUUGAAAUUGAAGAUUUUCUUAAGAGAGAGCUAAAAAAAAAUGAAAAUUUAGUAAAGUACUUGGAUGAUAAAAUAAUUACAAAAAGGUAAAAAAUUGAACUAUUAAAUGAGAUGACAGAUUAGGAAUAAGUUAUGGAAUAUCUGACAAAUUAAUUGAACUUUAUUUAAUCAUAUGUAGAAAAAUAUAUAAAGCAUAUAACAAAAUAAAUUUAAUUACAAUACUAAGAAUCAUUUAAUCAAGAAUUAAGAAUUAUUUUUCACAGAGUAGAGACAAAUGCUAAAAAAUUAUUAAAAAGCCUUCCCUAUUAUCCAAGUGUUGAAAACUAUUUUGAGAAUUCUAUUAAAUCUAAAUUCUAUAAAAUUAAAGAUGAAGAUUAAAAGAAAAAACAAGAAAACAUUCUUGAAAUCAAAUUAUUUAAUUUAGUUUUUCAGUACCUUUUGGAAUAUGAAUAAAAAUAGGAAGAAAUCGAAGAAAUUGAUGAUUAAUACAAAGAUUGCUUUAUUCAUAACUAUAAGCGAAAAUAAAAUAUAUUAAUAAACUAGAGGAAUGAAAUGGAUAACUAAAUAAAUCAAAUUCAACCAUUUUUAUAAUCCUUACUUGAUAACCUAUAAUUAGUCAGUUCAAUUAACUUUGACCUAACUUAACUGCUCAUUUAAGAAAGCUUGAACUCAUUAAAAUUGGCUAUGAUUGGAUGUACUCAUUGUUGUCCAAUGUGUAAUCGUAAAUGUGAUUCCGAACCUGAAUUUCUCCCUCAUUCAUGUUAAAAUGGUCAUUACUUAAGAGGGAUGAAUGGUAUACUGUUAGGAAAUAAGCCAUAAUUACAGAGUUGCGAAGAAAUAAAAGAUGAUUAAAUCAUUGAUAUCCUUGAAACUAAAAAGCAGAUGAAAUGGAAAGAAAUUAAGAAAAUAUAUCAAAAAUGGAAUUUUGCAAGCGUAAGUGUAAAUACAAAAAUACUUAAGGAAAAUAAAUUGAAAUUGAUCAAAAUUUGGAAUGAUGGAAUUGGAAACUUAAUAUGCACAAAAUUAAGUUAAACAUUUAAUACCAAAAUUUAUUAUAAUACAAGGGAACAAUAGGAAAUCUUCUAUCUUUUUAUACUUGAUGACUCCUUUUCAAUGGAAGGAAAAAAAGGAGAUGAAAUGAUGGAAAGCUUAAGAUAAUAACUCAAAUUUCUGAAAUCAAAUAAAUAUGCUAAAGUGAGUGUAAUUUCAUUCAAUUAUAAAGCCUCAUUGUAAAUAGAAUUUAAAAAGCCAAAAGCAAAAUUGAUUAAAUAAAUUACGUUAGUAGGAGGAAUUACAAAUUUUGACCCACCUCUCAAAUUAUGUUUAGAUUAAAUACUAAAAUAUGAAAAAAAAAUUGAUUAAGCAUAUAUCCUCCUUUAUUCUGAUGGGGAAGGUUCAUAUCCUCAAUAGAGUUUAGCUGAAUAUAUAACAUUAAGUUAAGAAUUAAGAAAUAAAAUAUCAUUUCUGAUUUGUACAGCUGGGAGUAAACCUCAAACUCUACUUAAAAUGAUUUAGCAAUUAACACUUGCAUUUCACAAGGUAGAAUUGAAGAAAAACAUUUAAAGCUCAGAUCUGAGUAAAUGUUGGAAUGAAAUAUUAAUUAAAACUUGCUAGAUGACCACAACUGAAUGAAAAAAUUAUAUUAAACAUAAAA
Molecule: messenger RNA, 6394 nt
Organism: Paramecium tetraurelia
Lineage: Eukaryota; Ciliophora; Oligohymenophorea; Peniculida; Parameciidae
Exons: 3
Molecular function (GO): GTP binding
Source: RefSeq, a predicted model, not a curated record